AGACCACUCCCUCUUAUCACAAGCUUCCUUCCCUACCUCUCCUCACAAACUCACCCAAGCUUCCUUUCCCUUCUUGCACUUGCUUCUCACCUCUAUCUCACAACCACUCCCUCUAAUGGCUGCAACCAUAGCAUCAAUGGCCAUGUUCAAUGCCAAGUCCCUCAACAUAACUCCACCACCUUCCCACACUUCAAAACCUUCACCAAUUCUCAAACCUAUCUCCCUCCUCUCCCUCCAAAACCUACCCAAAGGACUGGCUAUCUUCAAAUCACCACUAACCUCUACCGCUGUCGCCGGAGCCAUUUUCUCGGCUUUAAGUUACACUGACACUGCCUUCGCUGCUCAGCAAAUCGCCGAUAUAGCCGAAGGCGAUAACCGGGGGCUUGCUCUUCUCAUCCCUUUGAUCCCUGCCAUUCUAUGGGUCCUUUAUAACAUACUACAACCAGCACUUAACCAGCUCGACCGCAUGAAUAGUGAGAAAGGCUUCAUUGUUGGGCUGGGCUUAGGUGGUGGCUUGGCUGCAGCUGGUUUCAUGGCGCCAGGAAACGCCUCUGCUGAUGAGCUUGCAGCGAUCGCCGAUGCGUCAUCUUCCAGUGAUAGCCGGGGACUGCUGUUGCUUUUCGUCGUCGUGCCGGCUAUUCUUUGGGUGCUGUAUAACAUUCUGCAGCCUGCUUUGAACCAGCUCGACAGGAUGAAGUCUGGGUGAAAUGGUGUAAUUAAGGAAUGAAAUGAAUAGUCAAGUUUGUUGUUGUUGUACUCUAAAUCGUUUGUUGUUGAUGUCUCUUUAAUGAGAUUUUGUGUUCUUUGGUGAUGA
This is a messenger RNA of Dioscorea cayenensis subsp. rotundata (Guinea yam), 814 nucleotides long. Its product is annotated as photosystem II core complex proteins psbY, chloroplastic. The transcript has a single exon. Lineage: Eukaryota; Viridiplantae; Streptophyta; Magnoliopsida; Dioscoreales; Dioscoreaceae. Gene Ontology annotation, cellular component: photosystem II; membrane; chloroplast thylakoid. The coding region runs from base 116 to 706 and encodes 196 amino acids. Gene Ontology annotation, biological process: cell redox homeostasis; photosynthesis. The record is from RefSeq and is a predicted model, not a curated record. Gene Ontology annotation, molecular function: manganese ion binding.